AUGGCGAAGCUCACAGAUCUCCCUACAGAAUUACUGCAAAUGAUUGCAACUGCAAGAGAUGACCGCACUCCCUGGGAAAUACUAAAAGAGGAGGACCUAGCCAGACUAUCUGUAGUCAAUCGACAGCUACAUAAAGCAAUAAAUGGCAUAUUCUUCUCUUACGGCAUUCACAACGGAAGCAACCCCCCCUCUUAUGCUGCACAAUAUGGCAAUCUUCAUAUUUUAAAGGCCAUGGUCGCAUUCCGUAUCGAACCUAUAUCUUGGCAUUACAUAUUACUGGAGGCUUGUGUAUACGAUCACCUCAAUAUUGUUGCCUGGAUACUAGACCGCGGUAUCAAACUAGAGGAUCUCGGCCUCACAGUGAAUACCGAUUCACACCACCUGUUUAAUCCGUGGGUGAGAUCUUAUAGGCGUCGGUGGAUGCCUUAUGGGGGGUAUAAGCUUCCCUCUCUUCAGAAAGGAUGCGUCGCCUUGAAGGUUGCAAUCGGCAACGGAAACCAGGAUAUGGCUCUACUCUUAUUAUCGCAUGGCUCCAAUCCUUUUUUUGUCACAAAAGAAGGCAAAUCUAUAUCAGCAUUACACGAGGCUGCGGGUGCCAAUAUGGUCCAAGUUGUGGAGUAUCUAAUACAAGAAGCAGGGCUACCUGUUGAUCUACCUGAUUAUCGCGGAUUUACUCCCUUGCGUUACGCAAUAAAAUAUUCACAGAAUCGAGAUCUGGACACCGAGAUGCUGGAGAAGCUGAUAGAGCUUGGGGCAAAUAUCAAUAGUGAAGCUAGUGGUGAGCUCCCACUUACGUCGGCACUGUCGAGGGCAAAAUAUAAGCAUGCAUCUAUGUUGCUUGAUGCUGGGUCGAAAGUUGUACCGGACCAGCCAUUCCCAAGAGUCAGGUUCCCCAUACAUGCCUUGAUAUACGGCUCGAAAGGGGUCGCAUACAAGUGUCCGAGACAGAUUGCUCUACUCCAUAGGCUUGUCGACACUGGUGCUGACCUACAAAAGAAAUACAUAUGGGGCCAUACACCAUUGAGGGAGGCAUUGUUAAACGGAAGCGAGAGUCUAUUGUCAUAUCUUCUACAUAUACUUGGUGAAGAGCAACCACAUCCGGAUGAUCUUCUAGACGUAUUAGUAUGGGCUUAUGAGCGUGUACACCAUUUCCCCAAGAAGGUGGAAGUUGUACUGAAAUGGGGGGCCAGAAUGGACACCAUUUUAAGUAAUGGUGAAUCAUUCCUCUACUGGGCAAUCCGUAACAACACUAUCAAAACCUACUUCUUGGACAAGCUCUUAACAAAAGCGACCGAUGCUAUGCUUGACCGCAGCUAUCUCGAUGACCUUCUUGUAGAGCUCACCAGCCCCGUUUGCAGCACGACCGACUCGUAUCAAUUCUUACAGAUUCUCGGCGAGCAUAGUGCUAGACUCAAAAGCCCCGAUCACCUGUACGAUGUCUCCUUACAUGUUAUAAACAUUUCUUGGACGGUGCAGGACUGGUUAAUUGCGGGAUUUGAUAUUUUACCGGCCGAGAAGCUGCACCGUCUAUUUCUCCUCGCUCUGGAAAAGCGCGAAAAACUAAUCCCCUACGAGUUACUCGACCGUAUUGAGCCGAAUAUUUCGGAGCUGGACCCCGAGUGGUUACAUGAAGCUGCUAAAUAUUGUCACUUCGGCAUUAUCACUAGGCUCUUAAGGUACUCUAAGAGUUCCGAUUUGAAUGCUGUGCAAAAGUCAACUACAGUCUUGGCAAGGUUAAUAUACCACGACAGUUACGAAUGUGCUCUUGAGGUGAUGGAACACGGCGCUGAUCCAAUUUUACCUACCAAUCAUCCAGUCUGUGAUGGUGGGCAAUUUCCACCUCCAUAUGGAAUAUGUCCAGGAGCAUCAGCUUUCGAGAUAGGAUUACAUGAAGGUAUCCCCCUCGAAAUCAUCCAGAAGAUGUGGCAGAAGAUUGCUCCUGAGGCCCGACCUGACCCGGGGCUAUUUAUCCCAUGUGUCUACAAUGGAGAAGAUAAAGAAGACCGUCACAGUGAAGUGGUCGCGUGGUUGAAACAAGUCAGAGUGAAGGAUGAUGGAUAACUCAAGAUAAGGGGGUGGUUCAGGAGGCUUGAUAAACAUGGAAGAUGCAUCGAGAGGCGCCUGAUGGCUGCAAGUGUAAAGUCUUUUAAUACCUAUAGACGAAAAUGAAUUAGGCCAGUACCAGAGGCGCGAAGCUACCAUACCGAUUACAUAGAAGUAAAAGCUUAGCAAGCAAAUUCUCC
Daldinia decipiens is the source of this 2243-nucleotide messenger RNA. Its product is annotated as ankyrin. The transcript has a single exon. Gene Ontology annotation, molecular function: protein binding. NCBI's taxonomy places the organism in Eukaryota, Fungi, Ascomycota, Sordariomycetes, Xylariales, Hypoxylaceae. The record is from RefSeq and is a predicted model, not a curated record. Bases 1 to 2061 code for a protein of 686 amino acids.